This is a messenger RNA of Ectocarpus siliculosus, 822 nucleotides long. NCBI's taxonomy places the organism in Eukaryota, Phaeophyceae, Ectocarpales, Ectocarpaceae. The record is from the annotation of a GenBank genome assembly.
UGCUGCCCCCGUCUCUCUGUCUCUUAGCGCAUCAGCAGCUUGUUAAUUGGAAAUAUGGCCGAGGCUGAAGCUUUGUCCGCACCCUCCCCCUUCAAAUCUGACAAAGGAAGGAAGAGAUGGUUUCCGCUUGAGUCCAACCCUGAUGUGAUGAACAAGUACAUCGCCAAGAUGGGGUGGCCAGCGGGAGCGUACAGUUUUACAGAUGUGUAUAGCACGGAGGACUGGGCGCUUGCGAUGGUGCCGCAGCCGGUCCUGGGCGUGGUGAUGCUGUUUCCGAUCAAAGAGUCUACCGAGAAGCACCGUGAGGAGGAGGCGGCGCGGGUCCGGGAAUCAACAGAGUCGCUCAACCCCAAGCUGUACUUCAUGAAGCAAACGGUUGGCAAUGCCUGCGGGACUGUCGGGUUACUGCACUGCGCGCUGAACGCCUCCAUUUCCAAGGGAAUCACGCUUGACAAGGAGUGUUUCUUGCACCGGUUUUGGGAGAAGACUAGACAGCUUACGCCGGCGCAAAUCGCACAGGCUCUGCAUGACGAGGAUGAACUGGAGGAGGUUCAUGAAGAAGCCGCUCAAGAAGGACAGAGUGAUCAGAUCGCCCGCGAGGAGAAAAUCAACACACAUUUCGUGUGCCUCACUGAAAUGGACGGUACCCUUUACGAGCUUGACGGGCGCAAGGAAGGCCCAGUCCCGCACGGAUCCACGUCUCCAGCCACGCUGUUGCAAGACGCGUGCGCGGUGGUGAAGCAGUUUAUGGAUAGGGACCCGGGCGAGCUAAGGUUCACCAUCGUGGCUCUGGCGCCGACUGCGACCGACGACGCAUGAGCU